CCGCAGUGAACAAUAUAAUAACGACAGUCUCUCACCUGAAUACGCUCUAAUUGUGACCUUUGACACUGCGCAAGCCGUUCUCACCAAUAUCCUACCGGAUUCAAAGAUCUCUCGCCGAGUUCACCUUAGUCCAGCCCCGAUUCGCCCGUCCUACACCCCGCCGCAGCCUUCUCAUCUAACGCGCAAAGAUGCCUCAAGCACAACCCGAGCUCAAGAAGUAUAUGGAAAAGCGCCUGUUUGUGCAGCUCAACGGCAAUCGAAAGGUUCACGGAGUCUUGCGAGGUUACGAUGUUUUCCUCAAUAUUGUCCUCGAUGAUGCCCUCGAAGAGAAACCCGGCGGUGAACGCGAGCGGUUAGGCAUGGUUGUCAUUAGAGGCAAUUCCGUUGUCAUGCUGGAAGCCUUGGAACGUAUGGGAGACGACAGAAGGGGAUAGAUCCCUUCAGAUACACGAUUGACGAAGCCUAAUCUUGCGCGGGGAUUAAAUGAGGAGGUUUGACGGUCGUGUGCUCAAACACCAGCUACUGGGCUCCUCAUUUUUAAAGAGCUCCAACGUCCUGAGUUGGGAUCUCAUGCUACACAUGUGGUCGACGUAUCCUGCUCAGCGCGGGACAUGGGGAAGAUUUCGAUGGUACCUGCGCACGAGUACAGGAUAACGGACUGUUGUACACGAUUGAAAAGGCUAUCUAUGGCGUUCGAAGGCCGAAUACGCGGCCGACAACGGGCGCUGUCUUUGAAUGGCAACAACUCGAUCAAAAGCGCUACACAAGGACCGCUGUCAACAGGGACACUAGAGCCUUCAAUCCCAUGACUUGCUCUAUUUAUUCUGGGAGCUCGAGUUUGAACUUGAGCUCGGCUUGAAUUUCAGCACGACUCGACCGGGUGUGGCAGUCGUGGGCGUUGGCGUCCUCGCCGCAGACUGUGGGACAACAGCAGGAGGUAUCAAUCUUGGAGGCGGUGGCGGGGUUGGGGUCGCUUUGGUGCCUGCACCUGAAGAUUGACCCGAUGUACCAAAUUUCAGCUUGAGCUUCAAGCCGCCGCUUCCAUUCGGUCCUGCUGACGUCGGCGAUGGCCCUGGUAUGCUUGGUGUUCGUUGCAAGGGCGGCGGAAGAACAUUGUACUGCGACUUUUCCAGUGGCGGAGGCAGAGUUUGGUACUGUUUAGGAAAGUUCGAGGCGGUAGACUGCCAUUUUGGCACAAUCUUCUGUCUCACUUUGUUGCUCUGCUUGAACUUAAGUUUGCCCUGCGAUAGAAAACCAGAAUUAGCAUUUGCGCGCCUGACAUGGCUUCGAAUCUCCGUUGUGAUGAUAUGAAAACUUACCUUUCCUAGAUUCUGUACCUCCCAGUACCGUGGCAGCCGUAGCACUACCUUCAUC
This is a messenger RNA of Exophiala mesophila, 1374 nucleotides long. RefSeq lists its product as uncharacterized. Gene Ontology annotation, biological process: mRNA splicing, via spliceosome; spliceosomal snRNP assembly. Bases 189 to 434 code for a protein of 81 amino acids. The transcript has 3 exons. The record is from RefSeq and is a predicted model, not a curated record. Gene Ontology annotation, cellular component: U2-type prespliceosome; U1 snRNP; U4 snRNP. NCBI's taxonomy places the organism in Eukaryota, Fungi, Ascomycota, Eurotiomycetes, Chaetothyriales, Herpotrichiellaceae. Gene Ontology annotation, molecular function: RNA binding.